GCGAGUUGCGAACUGAGCAUUAAUCUCUGACCCCGCGUCGCGCGCUGUGAUACUGUGAGUGUGACGAUAGUCGUGUUUUAAGUUGUGAGGUCCCCAUGAAGCGGCUGUCAUGCGCAUAGCGACACUGAUUGCACUCGUGCAGCUGUCGCUCGCUACAGCUGUUUCAGACGAGAAAACACUUACAGCAGCAGAGCUGAACUUCCAGUUAUCUGGUAACAAUGCCCUCUCCCCAUUCUACUCCAGCGAGAGUGAUGAGACCGGUGUGAACUUCGUCAGAGGUUCACGUGCUGCGGACACGCCCCUCUCCCCGGAUAUCGAUGUGCAAUGCUCGGCUGACUUCAUUGACGUCACUGUUGAAUUUGCUGAUGUCUUCGAUGGUAUAAUUUACAGCAAGGGACAUUUGAAUGACCCAAAAUGCAAAUAUGUUUCGAUUGGUGGAAGUCAGUCGCGUUACUCCUUCCGAGUACCAUUGAAUGGCUGCGGUUCCAGACCUCUGUGUAACGCCUGUGGUACUAUUGACAAUGUUCUUGUCUUCCAAACCGAUGACUUUGUGCAGGGCUCCAGCGACUUUGCGAGAAAGGUAUCCUGUGCAAGCACAGCGCUGGAAGUAUCGACCGGGGUCAAGAAAGAGUCCUCACAUGUCCUCAAACUGAAACCCUUCAUGGUUGAUAUGCUCGACGUGGUGGCAGUACCUGGACCUUCUGGUGGUAUUGAGUGCUGGAUGGAUAUUCAAAAAGGAGUUUUUCCUAAUACAACUCCCUUGGAAAACUCUAUCAAGAUUGGAGAGUAUCUCACCAUCCUCAUAUAUCUCAAAGACAUAAGAAACAAGUUCAGCUUAAAGGUACACGACUGCUGGGCCUAUGAUAAUGAAGACUAUGACAGUCCUCAAACAAGCAAAAUACAGCUUACUGACAAACAAGGAUGCCCCAAAAAGAAGAAGUUGAUUGAUUAUUGGCAAAAAUCAACGAAUACUGGCAAGAGUGGUGCCACUGUAAUCACUUACAGUAAAGUUAGUGCCUUCCGCUUUCCAGAGACUGACCAAGUCUAUUUAACGUGUAACGUUGAGUUGUGCACAAGUGACUGCCAGUCAAACUGUGGGGAAGUCAAUGAAAUAACAACAACAUUCAGACCAGAAUUUAAAUGUUACCCUGGUUCAAACGAUGCCAGAUGUGAAGUGACAGCACCUCCAAAAAUCAUAUGUGACCCUGAUUCUAAAGACCCACGUUGCCCCAAACCUACUACUCCUGAAGCACCAAGAUGUUACCCCGGCAGCUCUGAUCCACGUUGUCCUCAACCUACAACACCAGCCCCGCCAAGAUGCUUCCCAGGCAGCACAGACCCACGUUGCCCCAAACCUACUACUCCUGAAGCACCAAGAUGUUACCCCGGCAGCUCUGAUCCACGUUGUCCUCAACCUACAACACCAGCCCCGCCAAGAUGCUUCCCAGGCAGCACAGACCCACGUUGCCCCAAACCUACUACUCCUGAAGCACCAAGAUGUUACCCCGGUAGCUCCGAUCCACGUUGUCCCCAACCUACUACACCAGCUCCGCCAAGAUGUUACCCAGGCAGCACAGACCCACGUUGCCCCAAACCUACUACUCCUGAAGCACCAAGAUGUUACCCCGGCAGCUCUGAUCCACGUUGUCCUCAACCUACAACACCAGCCCCGCCAAGAUGUUACCCAGGCAGCACAGACCCACGUUGCCCCAAACCUACUACUCCUGAAGCACCAAGAUGUUACCCCGGCAGCUCUGAUCCACGUUGUCCUCAACCUACAACACCAGCCCCGCCAAGAUGCUUCCCAGGCAGCACAGACCCACGUUGCCCCAAACCUACUACUCCUGAAGCACCAAGAUGUUACCCCGGCAGCUCUGAUCCACGUUGUCCUCAACCUACAACACCAGCCCCGCCAAGAUGCUUCCCAGGCAGCACAGACCCACGUUGCCCCAAACCUACUACUCCUGAAGCACCAAGAUGUUACCCCGGCAGCUCUGAUCCACGUUGUCCUCAACCAACAACACCAGCCCCGCCAAGAUGCUUCCCAGGCAGCACAGACCCACGUUGCCCCAAACCUACUACUCCUGAAGCACCAAGAUGUUACCCCGGUAGCUCCGAUCCACGUUGUCCCCAACCUACUACACCAGCUCCGCCAAGAUGUUACCCAGGCAGCACAGACCCACGUUGCCCCAAACCUACUACUCCUGAAGCACCAAGAUGUUACCCCCGCAGCUCUGAUCCACGUUGUCCUCAACCUACAACACCAGCCCCGCCAAGAUGUUACCCAGGCAGCACAGACCCACGUUGCCCCAAACCUACUACUCCUGAAGCACCAAGAUGUUACCCCGGCAGCUCUGAUCCACGUUGUCCUCAACCUACAACACCAGCCCCGCCAAGAUGCUUCCCAGGCAGCACAGACCCACGUUGCCCCAAACCUACUACUCCUGAAGCACCAAGAUGUUACCCCGGCAGCUCUGAUCCACGUUGUCCUCAACCUACAACACCAGCCCCGCCAAGAUGCUUCCCAGGCAGCACAGACCCACGUUGCCCCAAACCUACUACUCCUGAAGCACCAAAAUGUUACCCUGGCAGCUCUGAUCCACGUUGUCCACAACCUACAACACCAGCCCCGCCAAGAUGCUUCCCAGGCAGCACUGACCCACGUUGUCCCAAACCUACAACACCCAAACCAAUUUGCUAUCCAGGCUCCCCAGAUCCCAGCUGUCCACGGCCUUCAAGCAUAGCAACCUUAACUCCGGCCACGUAUCUACCUCCAUCAACAACAGAAGAACUGAGAUGUCUUCCAGGCAGCUCUGAUCCACGUUGUCCUCAACCUACAACACCAGCCCCACCAAGAUGUUUCCCAGGCAGCACUGACCCACGUUGCCCAAAACCUACUACUCCUGAAGCACCAAGAUGUUACCCCGGCAGCUCUGAUCCACGUUGUCCUCAACCAACUACACCAGCUCCGCCAAGAUGCUUCCCAGGCAGCACAGACCCACGUUGCCCCAAACCUACUACUCCUGAAGCACCAAGAUGUUACCCCGGUAGUACUGAUGCACGUUGUCCCCAACCUACUACGCAACAGCCACCUAGAUGUUACCCAGACAGCACAGACACACGUUGCCCUAAACCUACGACACAAGCCCCGCCAAGAUGUUUCCCAGGCAGCACAGACCCACGUUGCCCCAAACCUACUACUCCUGAAGCACCAAGAUGUUACCCCGGUAGCACGGACCCACGUUGUCCUCAACCUACCACGCCCCAGCCUCCAAGAUGUUACCCAGGCAGCAAUGACCCACGUUGUCCCAAACCUUCAACAGCUAAACCAAUUUGCUAUCCAGGCUCCCCAGACCCUAGCUGUCCACAGCCUUCAAGCAAAGUAACCUUGACUCCAGCUACGUAUCUACCUCCAUCAACAACAGAAAAACUAAGAUGUCUUCCAGGUAGCAGUGACCCAAGUUGUCCUCAACCAACUACACCAGCUCCGCCAAGAUGCUUCCCAGGCAGCACAGACCCACGUUGCCCCAAACCUACUACUCCUGAAGCACCAAGAUGUUACCCCGGUAGCUCUGACCCACGUUGUCCUCAACCUACUACGCCUCAGCCUCCAAGAUGUUACCCAGGCAGCACAGACCCACGUUGCCCCAAACCUACUACUCCUGAAGCACCUAGAUGUUACCCCGGUAGCUCCGAUCCACGUUGUCCCCAACCUACUACGCAACAGCCUCCAAGAUGUUACCCAGGCAGCACAGACCCACGUUGCCCCAAACCUACUACACCAGCUCCGCCAAGGUGCUUCCCAGGCAGCACAGACCCACGUUGCCCCAAACCUACUACUCCUGAAGCACCAAGAUGUUACCCCGGUAGCUCUGACCCACGUUGCCCUAAACCUACGACACCAGCUCCACCAAGAUGCUUCCCAGGCAGCACAGACCCACGUUGCCCCAAACCUACAACUCCUGAAGCACCAAGAUGUUACCCCGGUAGCUCUGACCCACGUUGCCCUAAACCUACGACACCAGCUCCACCAAGAUGCUUCCCAGGCAGCACAGACCCACGUUGUCCCAAACCUACUACUCCUGAAGCACCAAGAUGUUACCCCGGUAGCUCUGACCCACGUUGUCCUCAACCUACUACACCAGCUCCGCCAAGAUGCUUCCCAGGCAGCACAGACCCACGUUGCCCCAAACCUACAACUCCUGAAGCACCAAGAUGUUACCCCGGUAGCACUGAUGCACGUUGUCCCCAACCUACUACGCAACAGCCACCUAGAUGUUACCCAGGCAGUACAGACCCACGUUGCCCUAAACCUACGACACCAGCUCCACCAAGAUGCUUCCCAGGCAGCACGGACCAACGUUGCCCCAAACCUACUACUCCUGAAGCACCAAGAUGUAACCCCGGUAGCUCGGACCCACGUUGUCCUCAACCUACUACGCCCCAGCCUCCAAGAUGUUACCCAGGCAGCACUGACCCACGUUGUCCCAAACCUACAACAGCCAAACCAAUUUGCUAUCCAGGCUCCCCAGACCCUAACUGUCCACAGCCUUCAAGCAAAGUAACCUUGACUCCAGCUACGUAUCUACCUCCUUCAACAACAGAAAAACUAAGAUGUCUUCCAGGCAGCAGUGACCCACGUUGUCCUCAACCAACAACACCAGCCCCUCCAAGAUGCUUCCCAGGCAGCACAGACCCACGUUGCCCAAAACCUACUACUCCUGAAGCACCAAGAUGUUACCCCGGUAGCUCUGACCCACGUUGUCCUCAACCUACAACACAAGCCCCGCCAAGAUGCUUCCCAGGCAGCACAGACCCACGUUGUCCCAAACCUACUACUCCUGAAGCACCAAGAUGUUACCCCGGUAGCUCUGACCCACGUUGUCCUCAACCUACAACACAAGCCCCGCCAAGAUGCUUCCCAGGCAGCACAGACCCACGUUGUCCCAAACCUACUACUCCUGAAGCACCAAGAUGUUACCCCGGCAGCUCUGAUCCACGUUGUCCUCAACCUACAACACCAGCCCCGCCAAGAUGCUUCCCAGGCAGCACAGACCCACGUUGCCCCAAACCUACUACUCCUGAAGCACCAAGAUGUUACCCCGGCAGCUCUGAUCCACGUUGUCCUCAACCUACAACACCAGCCCCGCCAAGAUGUUACCCAGGCAGCACAGACCCACGUUGCCCCAAACCUACUACUCCUGAAGCACCAAGAUGUUACCCCGGCAGCUCUGAUCCACGUUGUCCUCAACCUACAACACCAGCCCCGCCAAGAUGCUUCCCAGGCAGCACAGACCCACGUUGCCCCAAACCUACUACUCCUGAAGAACCAAGAUGUUACCCUGGCAGCUCUGAUCCACGUUGUCCACAACCUACUACGCCCCAGCCUCCAAGAUGUUACCCAGGUAGCACAGACCCACGUUGUCCCAAACCUACUACUCCUGAAGCACCAAGAUGUUACCCCGGUAGCUCUGACCCACGUUGUCCUCAACCUACAACACCAGCCCCGCCAAGAUGCUUCCCAGGCAGCACUGACCCACGUUGUCCCAAACCUACAACACCCAAACCAAUUUGCUAUCCAGGCUCCCCAGAUCCCAGCUGUCCACAGCCUUCAAGCAAAGUAACCUUGACUCCAGCUACGUAUCUACCUCCAUCAACAACAGAAAAACUGCGCUGUCUCCCCGGCAGCUCUGACCCACGUUGUCCUCAACCUACUACGCCUCAGCCUCCAAAAUGUUACCCAGGCAGCACAGACCCACGUUGUCCCAAACCUACUACUCCUGAAGCACCAAGAUGUUACCCCGGUAGCUCUGACCCACGUUGUCCUCAACCUACUACGCCUCAGCCUCCAAGAUGUUACCCAGGCAGCACAGACCCACGUUGUCCCAAACCUACUACUCCUGAAGCACCAAGAUGUUACCCCGGUAGCUCUGACCCACGUUGUCCUCAACCUACUACGCCUCAGCCUCCAAAAUGUUACCCAGGCAGCACAGACCCACGUUGUCCCAAACCUACUACUCCUGAAGCACCAAGAUGUUACCCCGGUAGCUCUGACCCACGUUGUCCUCAACCUACUACGCCUCAGCCUCCAAGAUGUUACCCAGGCAGCACAGACCCACGUUGUCCCAAACCUACUACUCCUGAAGCACCAAGAUGUUACCCCGGUAGCUCUGACCCACGUUGUCCUCAACCUACUACGCCUCAGCCUCCAAGAUGUUACCCAGGCAGCACAGACCCACGUUGUCCCAAACCUACUACUCCUGAAGCACCAAGAUGUUACCCCGGUAGCUCUGACCCACGUUGUCCUCAACCUACUACGCCUCAGCCUCCAAGAUGUUACCCAGGCAGCACAGACCCACGUUGUCCCAAACCUACUACUCCUGAAGCACCAAGAUGUUACCCCGGUAGCUCUGACCCACGUUGUCCUCAACCUACUACGCCUCAGCCUCCAAGAUGUUACCCAGGCAGCACAGACCCACGUUGUCCCAAACCUACUACUCCUGAAGCACCAAGAUGUUACCCCGGUAGCUCGGACCCACGUUGUCCUCAACCUACUACGCCCCAGCCUCCAAGAUGUUACCCAGGCAGCACUGACCCACGUUGUCCCAAACCUACAACAGCCAAACCAAUUUGCUAUCCAGGCUCCCCAGACCCUAGCUGUCCACAGCCUUCAAGCAAAGUAACCUUGACUCCAGCUACGUAUCUACCUCCUUCAACAACAGAAAAACUAAGAUGUCUUCCAGGCAGCAGUGACCCACGUUGUCCUCAACCAACAACACCAGCCCCGCCAAGAUGCUUCCCAGGCAGCACAGACCCACGUUGCCCAAAACCUACUACUCCUGAAGCACCAAGAUGUUACCCCGGUAGCUCUGACCCACGUUGUCCUCAACCUACAACACAAGCCCCGCCAAGAUGCUUCCCAGGCAGCACAGACCCACGUUGUCCCAAACCUACUACUCCUGAAGCACCAAGAUGUUACCCCGGUAGCUCUGACCCACGUUGUCCUCAACCUACAACACAAGCCCCGCCAAGAUGCUUCCCAGGCAGCACAGACCCACGUUGUCCCAAACCUACUACUUCUGAAGCACCAAGAUGUUACCCCGGCAGCUCUGAUCCACGUUGUCCUCAACCUACAACACCAGCCCCGCCAAGAUGCUUCCCAGGCAGCACAGACCCACGUUGUCCCAAACCUACUACUCCUGAAGCACCAAGAUGUUACCCCGGUAGCUCUGACCCACGUUGUCCUCAACCUACAACACAAGCCCCGCCAAGAUGCUUCCCAGGCAGCACAGACCCACGUUGUCCCAAACCUACUACUCCUGAAGCACCAAGAUGUUACCCCGGCAGCGCUGACCCACGUUGUCCUCAACCUACAACACAAGCCCCGCCAAGAUGUUUCCCAGGCAGCACAGACCCACGUUGCCCCAAACCUACUACUCCUGAAGCACCAAGAUGUUACCCCGGUAGCUCUGACCCACGUUGUCCUCAACCUACUACGCCUCAGCCUCCAAGAUGUUACCCAGGCAGCACAGACCCACGUUGUCCCAAACCUACUACUCCUGAAGCACCAAGAUGUUACCCCGGUAGCUCUGACCCACGUUGUCCUCAACCUACUACGCCUCAGCCUCCAAGAUGUUACCCAGGCAGUACAGACCCACGUUGCCCCAAACCUACUACUCCUGAAGCACCAAGAUGUUACCCCGGUAGUUCUGACCCACGUUGUCCUCAACCUACUACGCCCCAGCCUCCAAGAUGUUACCCAGGUAGCACAGACCCACGUUGUCCCAAACCUACUACUCCUGAAGCACCAAGAUGUUACCCCGGUAGCUCUGACCCACGUUGUCCUCAACCUACAACACCAGCCCCGCCAAGAUGCUUCCCAGGCAGCACUGACCCACGUUGUCCCAAACCUACAACACCCAAACCAAUUUGCUAUCCAGGCUCCCCAGAUCCCAGCUGUCCACAGCCUUCAAGCAAAGUAACCUUGACUCCAGCUACGUAUCUACCUCCAUCAACAACAGAAAAACUGCGCUGUCUCCCAGGCAGCACUGACCCACGUUGUCCCAAACCUACUACUCCUGAAGCACCAAGAUGUUACCCCGGCAGCUCUGACCCACGUUGUCCUCAACCUACUACGCCUCAGCCUCCAAAAUGUUACCCAGGCAGCACAGACCCACGUUGUCCCAAACCUACUACUCCUGAAGCACCAAGAUGUUACCCCGGUAGCUCUGACCCACGUUGUCCUCAACCUACUACGCCUCAGCCUCCAAGAUGUUACCCAGGCAGCACAGACCCACGUUGUCCCAAACCUACUACUCCUGAAGCACCAAGAUGUUACCCCGGUAGCUCUGACCCACGUUGUCCUCAACCUACUACGCCUCAGCCUCCAAGAUGUUACCCAGGCAGUACAGACCCACGUUGCCCCAAACCUACUACUCCUGAAGCACCAAGAUGUUACCCUGGUAGUUCUGAUGCACGUUGUCCCCAACCUACUACGCCACAGCCUCCGAGAUGUUUCCCAGGCAGUACAGACCCACGUUGUCCUAAACCUACUACCCCACAGCCUCUUAAGUGUCUGCCAGGCAGCACAGACCCAUUAUGUCCAUCAACCCCAUCUCCCACACCGACGCCAAGUUCUUGCUACCCUGGAUCAAAGGAUCCUAACUGUCCUCAACCAUUUGCCCCAAGUAGUACAAACCCACCUCAAGAGUAUCUUCCUCCAGUUGGUAAUGAAAUAAAUUCAUCUAUCAAGGAAAAACAGGCUCGCAAAAGCAUAGAAGACUAUGAUGAUCCAUUAAUUGAUGCCGGAUCCUUUGAGUUUUCGCGCACACAACCUAAAAAAAGAGUUGCAAGAGACUUAAGCAAAGAUGCGAGUAACAUAUUAGAUUCUUAUCCAAUCGGAUACAUUUACGGGGCAUUCGUCGGCGUCACAGUUUUUACUGUUUUCUCUGUAGCUCUAUCAGUUAUGUAUAAACGAUCACGAAUCCAAAAACAAGCAAAUGUACAAAAUCUUUGUUAAUAAGUAACUUAUUUAGAACUUUCCAUCGUUACAAUAUUGUAAGGAUUGAAAAUCCAGACUCAUACUUAAUUGAUUAUUGUGAUAUUUGAUUGUUCUGCUUAAUUUUACGUAUAUUUUUAAGAAUAGCAUAUUUGUGAUAAUUCCCGAAAAAUCACUGCCUUAGAUUUAUUGAGUGACUAAUUUAUAACCAGUUUAAUUUUAUAGUGCCAUAAUAGUAACUGCACAGAUACAUAAAUUGUGCCAAACUAUAGACGCAAAUUAGGCCAAAAUGAUAUGUUAGUGACGGACUGUCUCGUGUUAAUUAUAUUUCGAGAGGUUUCGAUUCAACUUUAUUCAACUACAUUCAUCGAGGCAAAGUAUCAUAAAAUACCUGUACACUUCGCUGAAGUUCGCGAAUAGUGGUACUGAUAUGUUUGGCACAUUUCGAAAAUUCCUGAUGAUGACAACCAGUGUAAGGUUUUGUAGUCACUAGUCAAUUUAUCCUGCAAAUACUAUUUUUUUACUUUUUAUAAAAUAUAUAUGUAAACACUUUAUGUUGUAAAUACACUGCCAAUUCUUGUAGCAAUACCCUAAAGUUUUUUAUCAAAUAUUAUUGUCUACAGUGUGUACUCUUUGUUAAUUUUAUAGUAUCAUGCUAAUUUGGUCUGUUCUCAUAAAAGCAUAUAUUUAGAUUUGACAAAAUAAUAUCUUUGGAGAGUCAAACUCUAAUAUAUGCUUUUGUGUACAAGGACUUUUAAAUUGUUACCGUAUUUCUAAAAUGUCCACUCUGCCUUCAUGUACGCAAUGAAGAGUAUUGUUUAUAUUAUGUAACAUAUAUUAUGUAAUAAGAUCGCUUAUUAAAUGAAUACAAGUGUGUCAACAUUCCAUGAAUGUA
Molecule: messenger RNA, 9893 nt
Organism: Pieris rapae (cabbage white)
Lineage: Eukaryota; Metazoa; Arthropoda; Insecta; Lepidoptera; Pieridae
Gene: zye
Product: proteoglycan 4-like
Exons: 9
Coding region: 110-9019 (2969 amino acids)
Source: RefSeq, a predicted model, not a curated record